CCGUGAUCUGGUUCCAGGUAGCGUCGCGCAAUGGCGUUCGUGGCCAGAGUCCCAUGGCGAGUCGUAGUGUCUUUGUAGAAGGACUAUCAGUUCUGGAGACGCCAUGCGACAUGCGCUUGGAUCUUAAUGGUAUAUCGAUUCGCUCAAUUGAUCCUGCGAGCCUGUUGUAGUCGUCCAGACUGUCUGUGGGAGACUCCUCUUCCUAUCUAGGUCAGUCGAAGGUAUCGAGCUUGUGGCGUGCACUGCUCACGCGAGUAGAGGAGGACAUGUCUUGA
Molecule: messenger RNA, 275 nt
Organism: Protomyces lactucae-debilis
Lineage: Eukaryota; Fungi; Ascomycota; Taphrinomycetes; Taphrinales; Protomycetaceae
Exons: 1
Source: RefSeq, a predicted model, not a curated record